Messenger RNA from Hemibagrus wyckioides, 1597 nucleotides. RefSeq names its product MAF bZIP transcription factor b (gene mafb). Gene Ontology annotation, molecular function: RNA polymerase II cis-regulatory region sequence-specific DNA binding; DNA-binding transcription factor activity, RNA polymerase II-specific. The transcript is spliced from 3 exons. The record is from RefSeq and is a predicted model, not a curated record. Gene Ontology annotation, cellular component: nucleus. Gene Ontology annotation, biological process: regulation of transcription by RNA polymerase II. NCBI's taxonomy places the organism in Eukaryota, Metazoa, Chordata, Actinopteri, Siluriformes, Bagridae. Bases 396 to 1400 code for a protein of 334 amino acids.
AAAACUACAACGAGCCCGCAGUUCUCUUUUUUCAGCAAAGCAACAAUUUACCAGUCACAUGCACGUUAACCUCCUCAGUUUUACGCAAUUGUAGAAAAAAAAAACCGAAGCCAUGAAGUGUUAAAUAUUUCAAAUUCAGUCGCACCGACAUUCGCCCGCAGAGAGACAGAGGAACAGGAGAAACGCGCGCGCUGCUCUCACGCGUCCGUGAGUGGCGAAAAAAAAAGCACAGGCUAUUAAUUUAUAAAAUAAAUCCUCGCCGCAAAGUCGACAGUCUUUUUUUUCACGGUUCUGAAGAAUUAAAUAAAGAAAUCAAGCUGGCUCACGCCGUCUCGAACCCGACUAGUUUGACAGCUGCUCUUCACCCCCUUUGGAGGACUGUCAACAGCAAAAGGAUGGCAUCAGAACUGGCAAUGAGCAACUCCGACCUGCCCACCAGUCCCCUGGCCAUGGAAUAUGUUAAUGACUUCGAUCUGAUGAAGUUUGAAGUGAAAAAGGAGCCGGUGGAGCCCGACCGCAGCAUCAGCCAGUGCAGCCGCCCAGUCGCCGGCGGAUCCGUAUCUUCCACCCCGAUGAGCACGCCUUGCAGCUCGGUUCCUCCUUCGCCAAGCUUCUCGGCGCCCAGUCCGGGUUCGGGGAGCGAGCAGAAGGCGCACCUGGAGGACUUCUACUGGAUGAGCGGCUACCAGCAGCAGCUGAACCCGGAGGCGCUGGGCUUCAGCCCCGAGGAUGCGGUGGAGGCACUGAUCAGCAGCGGCCACCAGCUCCCCAGCUUCGACGGCUACACCCGGGGGCAGCAGUUCGGCGGCGCGGCUGGCGCGGGAGGCACCGUGGCCGGGGAGGAGAUGGGCUCGGCGGCCGCCGUGGUCUCGGCCGUGAUCGCGGCGGCGGCGGCGCAGAACGGCAACCCGCAUCAUCACCACCAUCACCAUCACCACCACCACCACGCCAACGCGCACCACGGAGCGCCCGGAGCGCCCGCCAACGGCACCGCAGCGGGGAGCCACCAGCACACGCGCCUCGACGACCGCUUCUCCGACGAGCAGCUCGUCACCAUGUCCGUGCGGGAGCUCAACCGGCAGCUGCGCGGCGUUAGCAAGGAAGAAGUCAUCCGGCUGAAGCAGAAGCGGCGAACGCUGAAGAACCGCGGCUACGCGCAGUCCUGCCGCUUCAAGCGCGUGCAGCAGCGCCACGUGCUCGAGGGCGAGAAGACGCAGCUCAUACAGCAGGUCGAGCACCUCAAGCAGGAGAUCUCCAGGCUGAUGCGGGAGAGGGACGCGUACAAGGAGAAAUACGAGAAGCUCAUCGGCAACGGCUUCCGAGAAAACGGCUCGAGCAGCGACAACAACCCUUCUUCUCCGGAGUUUUUCAUGUCUUCAAGAAAAUUUCUGCAUCUGUGAUACGAAGUGUGAAUCCUUAAUCGUCACCCCUGCAGUCUGAGGUCUCACAACACUGGAAUGCUUUUAGCUCAGACUGACCCAUGGCACCAAGACUGCCCCAAAGCACAAGAGUCAACCUGCAAAGAAAAAGGAAAAGAAGAGGGAGAAAAGGAGAGGGAGGAGAAAGAAGAAGAAGAAGAAAAAAAAUAAAAUAAUAA